AUGUCGGCCGGAUUGAAGACUAUCGCUUACUUUGUCAACUGGGCAAUCUAUGGGCGCAACUACAACCCGCAAGAUCUACCCGCUGAGAAAUUGACACACGUGCUAUACUCCUUUGCAAAUGUUCACCCAGAGACUGGAGAGGUCUAUUUGACCGAUACUUGGUCCGAUAUUGAGAAGCACUAUGAGGGUGACUCGUGGAACGACACCGGCACCAAUGUCUACGGUUGUAUCAAGCAGCUCUUCCUGUUGAAAAAGAAGCAUCGCCAGCUGAAAGUGCUGCUGUCCAUCGGUGGCUGGACUUAUUCGGCCAAUUUCGCCGUCCCAGCCAGCACCCCGGCUGGCCGCGCCAGGUUUGCCGAAUCUGCCACUCGUUUGGUUCUCGACCUCGGUCUGGAUGGCCUCGACAUUGACUGGGAGUAUCCUCAAGACGCAUCCCAAGCAACCAAUCUGGUCGAGCUGUUGCAAGCGUGUCGCCAGCGUUUGGAUGCCGCUGCAGGUUCCCAUCGCAAGUUCUAUCUGUCCAUCGCGUGCCCUGCAGGUCCCAGUAACUUCGAAAAGCUGAAGCUACAUGACAUGAACCCGCUGUUGGACUUUUACAACCUGAUGGCGUACGACUAUGCGGGCAGCUGGGACCGAGUCGCUGGUCACCAAUGCAAUAUAUACCCGUCAAAGUCGAACCCGGCCUCGACGCCCUUCUCCACCAUAGCCGCGUUGGAGUACUACAUGAACGUGGGCGGUGUGCCCGCUCAAAAGCUGAUCAUGGGUAUGCCGCUCUAUGGACGUGCUUUCGAGAAUACGAACGGCCCUGGUCAGCCCUAUAGCGGUGUGGGACCUGGCAGCUGGGAGAACGGAGUCUGGGACUACAAGGCUCUGCCACGUCCGGGCGCCGAGGAGCAUUUGGACACCGAAGCAGAUGCGUCCUGGAGUUACGACCCUAAAUCGCGGACUAUGGUCUCCUACGAUACCGUGGAAAUGUGCCAGAGAAAAGCGGCUUUUGUCCGAUAUCGACAACUGGGCGGAGGCAUGUGGUGGGAAAGCAGCGGAGACAAGGGUGGCAAGGAGGCCGAUCCGGGCCAAGGCAGUCUGAUCGGUACCUUUGUCAACGGGAUUGGCGGAACGAGUGUUCUCGACGGGAUUGAGAACGCUCUGGAGUAUCCGGAGAGCAAGUACGACAAUCUGCGGGCUGGAUUCCCGGGUCAGUAG
Molecule: messenger RNA, 1203 nt
Organism: Penicillium diatomitis
Lineage: Eukaryota; Fungi; Ascomycota; Eurotiomycetes; Eurotiales; Aspergillaceae
Product: glycoside hydrolase family 18 protein
Exons: 6
Coding region: 1-1203 (400 amino acids)
Biological process (GO): chitin catabolic process; carbohydrate metabolic process
Cellular component (GO): extracellular region
Molecular function (GO): chitin binding; chitinase activity
Source: RefSeq, a predicted model, not a curated record